AUGCACUCCUCCUCCCAAUGGAGCCUUAAGAGCAGUUCUAGCCAGAGGCCCAUUCAGCGAGAGCUUCUAGCAGCUGGACCCCCCUCUUCUCUCCCCAUCCAUCCUUCUCCCUCCGCCUUCCCAGAGCCCCCGCAGUUGCUGUGGGGGCGGGAGGGGCGGGGCUAUGCAACUGCAACUGUUAAUAGUCGGACCACGGGGGUCGCCACUCUCCUCCUGCCUGUCCUCCUGCCUGACCCAGCCGCACAGAUCCAGACGGCCCGGUUCCAGGCCCUCCCCGCCGGGGGCCAUCCAAGAAGAAGCGCCCUGGCGCCCAUCCUGGGAGUGCGGGGCCCCUGGCCGGGGGCUCCUAGGAGCCGGCUGCUGCUGGCCCUGCUGCUGCUGCUGCUGCUCUUGCUGCCUGGGCACACCGGAGCCUGGUACAAGCACGUGGCGAGUCCCCGCUACCACACCGUGGGCCGUGCCGCCGGCUUGCUGAUGGGGCUGCGCCGAUCCCCUUACAUGUGGCGCCGAGAGCUGCGCCAGGCCACCGGGCCCCUGGCUUGGGACACCUUGGCCACGGUGCCCGCCGCUCGCAGCGCUCUUCCUCUGCUUCCUUCCCGGGCGCAGGAGUUGUGGGAGGCGCGACGCCGGCGCUCCGGGGCAGAGCUCGCUGUCCUUGCGUCCCGGAGCCCGCACACCCCAGAGCGCAGGCGGGAGCUGUGGCAGGCAGGGCCCCUGCCCAGGGAUCUCGACGAGGUUGGCCAGAGCCCUCGGAGAGGCAUCCACCGGCCAGCCCUGGUUCCUGCUCAAAGUGCCUUCGCCCGCCCCCUUUCAGACUCCGGGACUGCCCUGAAAGCAUCCUCAACCUGCAGCACCCCGGUGCCUGACCCCGGAGCCUCGGCUUCCAGGAUGCACAGCGCACCCCUCCCACCCAGCCCCACAGCCUGGUCAAUAAACUCAGCCUCAUUCUCGCUCCCCCGCGUGACCCUUUUCCUGUGUACUUUGGGUCUAGCUUCAGGGCCCACGUAACUGCACCUACGCACUGGCAAAUGUCAAGAGCCCCCUCCGUGGCUAGGGGAAGGAGGGGGGCCCUCACCACCAGCAGCA
Messenger RNA from Perognathus longimembris pacificus (Pacific pocket mouse), 1086 nucleotides. RefSeq names its product neuropeptide W (gene Npw). NCBI's taxonomy places the organism in Eukaryota, Metazoa, Chordata, Mammalia, Rodentia, Heteromyidae. The record is from RefSeq and is a predicted model, not a curated record. Gene Ontology annotation, biological process: feeding behavior; G protein-coupled receptor signaling pathway. Gene Ontology annotation, molecular function: G protein-coupled receptor binding. The transcript is spliced from 2 exons. Bases 1 to 1008 code for a protein of 335 amino acids.